ACUAUGAUAGAUUUGCUCAAAAAUAGGAAGCAGGAGAAUGACAAGAUAACUUCUCUGCCCGGCCAGCCAUCAAAUGUAACGUUUGCACAGUAUUCGGGCUAUGUGACGGUGGAUUCAAAGGCGGGCAGAGCUCUAUUCUACUAUUUUACAGAGGCUACCCAAGACCCAUCUACUAAGCCUCUCCUCCUCUGGCUCAAUGGAGGGCCAGGAUGCUCAUCGUUUGGAGUGGGAGCAAUGACUGAGCUUGGACCUUUCCGUGUUAAGCCCGAUGGAGCGACUCUUUAUAGUAAUCCCUAUGCGUGGAACAAAGUGGCGAACACCCUGUUUUUGGAAUCACCUGCGGGGGUUGGAUUUUCAUACUCAAACACCAGCUCUGAUUAUGAUAACUCCAAUGAUGACAUCACUGCUCGAGAUUCGUACACGUUUCUACUGAAUUGGUUUGAAAGGUUUCCGCAAUAUAAGAACAGAGAAUUCUAUAUCGCAGGGGAAAGCUACGCUGGCUUUUAUGUACCUGAAUUGGCAGACACGAUUCUUAAGAACAACAACUCUCGAACAUCUUUUAUAAAUCUCAAAGGAGUUAUGGUUGGAAAUGGACUAAUAAAUGACGAGACAGAUGAUUGCGGUGUGACUGACUAUAUGUGGUCACAUGCAUUAAUGUCAGAUGAAGAGUAUGAAGAUGAGCGCUGUAUUCCAUCUGAUUCAGACUAUCAAAGUCAAAGUCGCACAGUUCACUCUCAAUCAAAAUCGGAUGGGGGAGACAUAAACCCAUAUAAUAUAUAUGCACCACUUUGUCCUUCUCAUCCUGACCCCAUAUGGAAAUAUUCAACUUUAAGAUCUUCUGCUUUCACUGUUGAUGCAUCUAUGGAUGGAUUAGAUGGAUUUGAUCCAUGUACUCCUGGCUAUGUACAAACAUAUCUUAAUAGACAUGUAGUGCAAAGUGCUCUUCAUGCAAAUGUGACGAGCUUGCCUGAUGCAUGGGAUGAAUGCAAUUUUGAAAUAAAUCUAUUUUACAACACCUCUGCAACCACAAUGCUGCCAAUAUAUCAAAAACUCAUGAUGUUGGGAUUGAGAAUACUAGUCUACAGUGGUGAUGUGGAUGCAAGGGUCCUAGUGACUAGUACAAGAUAUUCCAUUAAUGCAUUAAAGCUUCCAAUUGAGAAAGAAUGGUAUCAAUGGAUGAAUGGAGAUAUCGAUGUGGGGGGUUAUAGUGUAAUUUACAAAGGCUUGAUAUUUGCAAUUGUAAGAGGAGCAGGACAUGAAGUACCUAGCUAUCAACCAUCGAGAGCCCUAACCAUGAUCAAAUCCUUUUUAGCUAACAAGCCUCUACCAUCGUAG
Messenger RNA from Cryptomeria japonica (Japanese cedar), 1335 nucleotides. Its product is annotated as serine carboxypeptidase II-3-like. Gene Ontology annotation, biological process: proteolysis. Lineage: Eukaryota; Viridiplantae; Streptophyta; Pinopsida; Cupressales; Cupressaceae. Gene Ontology annotation, cellular component: vacuole. The transcript is spliced from 10 exons. The coding region runs from base 4 to 1335 and encodes 443 amino acids. The record is from RefSeq and is a predicted model, not a curated record. Gene Ontology annotation, molecular function: serine-type carboxypeptidase activity.